Molecule: messenger RNA, 2048 nt
Organism: Polypterus senegalus (gray bichir)
Lineage: Eukaryota; Metazoa; Chordata; Cladistia; Polypteriformes; Polypteridae
Product: kinesin-related protein 4-like
Exons: 15
Coding region: 217-1620 (467 amino acids)
Biological process (GO): meiotic DNA double-strand break processing involved in reciprocal meiotic recombination; spermatogenesis; homologous chromosome pairing at meiosis
Cellular component (GO): central element
Source: RefSeq, a predicted model, not a curated record
UCUCACACCGGAAGUUACUCUUUUCGUUUUUCUAACUAUGGCGGGCAUUUUGCUGGCGAGUCGCUGCAGGUGUUAUGUAUUAUGCUGUGUUUGCUUAUGCCGUAAUAAAUAAUGUAAACGUGACAAAACCUCGUGAAAUCGUAGUACAUAUUUACUAUUAAAGCACUGUAACGAACGUAUUUUACACCCGAGAAAAAUAAGAAGCCCAAAUUCGACAUGGAUGAUGAGUAUCUCCGUCUGGAAGAUACAGAUAAGCUGUUACUUCAACUUGCAUUUCAGAUACAUGAAGUAAUGACCUGUAAAGAUAAGGAAAAGCAGAAGAUUGAAAUUUUAUCUUCUAGUGUUGCAGAGAAAAAGAAUUACAUUAAAGAACUGAAAACCAAGCUUGAAAUCCUGGAUCAAGAAAUUGGUGAAAGGCAGAAAUGUCUUGCGCAUUACAAAGAUGAUUAUAAAAGUUUAAAGAUCACUAACUCCCUUCUUCUUAAGUAUGAGAGUGAGUUGAAGACAGAGCUACAAAAUGAGAACAUACAGACUGAGCAAGAACUAACAAAGUACAGAGAACAAUUAGAAAAUUAUUCUGAAGUUUAUCAGCAGUUCCAGGGUGCACAUUGUCAAGGUCCUCAAUGGCAGCAGCUUUUAGAGAAAAAAUCGGCGCAGCAUCAGGUGGAACAGAGAAUCAAGGCUUAUGAAGAUGAGAUAGAAAUGCGAAAGAAAAUGAUGCAGGCUCUAAGAGAUUACACACCUUUACCAGUUCUCAGUCAAUAUGUAUUGAAACUUGUUUCCCUAAGACAGAGUACUAUACAACUUCGAAGAAAGACUGAAUUAGCACGGCAAGAAAUGCUAACGAAUAUGUUUAAGGAUAAAGAAAACAAAACUGAACAGACAGACAAAGAAAUUACAGGAUUUGAAUCCUGUGAAAACAAGGAACUACAAAGUAAUGAGAGACUGCCUUCUGGUAACUUACCCAAUGAAAAGGAUAGAUACACUAUUAAUUUUGAUACAUCAGCAGAAGGGGAUUUUGUAGAUCAACCUGAAGAAACUCACCAAGAUGCAGAGGAUGUGCAAAAGAUUAAUAGUUCUAAAGUUGAAAAUAAGGUUGAAUCACAAAUGGAAGAAACCACUGAAGUUAACAUAUUAAAGGUUAACCCUGAACAGCUAAGCAGAAAUACAGAAAAUGAAAUCCAAGCAGAUGUGCCACAGCAAAUGUCAAAAACCAUUCCAGCACAAAAACAUGCAAAUGAGGAAAAGGAGGAUCAUUUAUUUCCAAAAGCUUCUCUUUCCAAAGUUGAAGGGUCACAGAGUACUCCAAGUUUUUCUUUACAGAGCUUUAAUCUGAGGUCAGAAGAAUCAGAUUCUAAAUAUCCAGGAUUUUUUUUCUCAAGUAAUGCAUCUCCUAAAGACUACUUUCCUGUAUUUAGUGGCAGUUUCUUUAAUCCAGAGGUAUCUUGCAAGGAGGAAGUAAUCAACUCUGCUUCAUCUUCUAAAAGUAAGCUUGACAUUUUCAGUGCAAGUUCAACUUAUGAAGAAAUGUGGGUUACGAAAGUCCUCAGGAGAAGAGCUCAUACAUUACCCAAGGCCUGCCCGUCCGUUAUGGAUGAUCCCAGCUGUGUUACCUGCUGAAGACCGUUGAUAAGAGUAAAAGAGUUCAUUUUAAAAAUAUUAGAUCUCUCUUGCUUUACAUGUACCCUCAUCAUCACUCCUGUGCAUUUUCGUGGUAUGUGUCUCAGCUCUUCUUGGCCAUCACUUCCUUUCUCAAUUGUGUUCCUGUAAUGCCUGCUUCUCAUGCCUUUCCUUGGUAUCCUUGUUUAUCUGAACCUAUCUUGCCAUGGAACUUCCUGUCUCAAACGCGUCUGACUGAGCACCUAAUGUCCAAUCAGAUUGUUUGGAAGUACCAGACAAACACACACAGCAGUGUUUUAUACUAUCUAUCUAUCUAUCUAUUAUACAGUAGAUGGAUAGACACACUGAAAUGAAAAUCUCAACUAAGGCUGAAUUUCUAAAAACACUGAGCUGAAUUUCCUUUCUUUUUAUUUUUUGCAUGUUUUGUG